Seminavis robusta is the source of this 1777-nucleotide messenger RNA. The record is from the annotation of a GenBank genome assembly. NCBI's taxonomy places the organism in Eukaryota, Bacillariophyta, Bacillariophyceae, Naviculales, Naviculaceae.
ACUCGGCAUGGACAAGACUCUGAAUUUUUCUUUGUUGACGCCUUGUUCAAUUAUUGGAGCCCUCUGACAUUAUCCGAUACUGCAGAGCGUCCACUCAUCGAGCUGAGCUGAGUCCACCAUCGAAGGCUACAUUUGCAAUACGGUAGGGGUGCGCUCCUAGCCACUAGUAUAGAUAUGAAAUUUAUUAAGCGCAAUGGUAAACACGUCGCUCUCCCGGUAGGGCUGCUUGCUCGAGUAGCCGUCUUCCUUUCAAAGGACGACCAAGACAACCUGGCCGCGAUCGAUACUCGUAUUCGAUCGUUUCUCAAACGGCAGCGAGAAAACGAGGAAAAAUCUGCAAAGUGCACUGAUCCGAGCCAAAAGCGCCUCACUUUUAUCGUGGCGGACGCUGAGACUUUGCUAGCUAGGUUGAACACAAAGAUCCUAUGCCGACGUCUUGCUGCAAGCAACAGGAAUGGCUCAAACAAUGAAGCUGUAUAUGCAGUCAACAAAACAACAUUUGAACUUGCGAUCGAAGAGUGGAGGGCAUUGGUGGCAGCAAGCGGAUCCAAGUCUAACAAUCAAACAGCACUGCCCGACCCGUCUUUGCAACUCCUUCUCUUUUCUCCGUGUCCAAGACCGGUCACUGUCUUGGCCUCGUAUCCUCGAUCAGGCAACAGCUUGCUGCGUAAUCUGUUUGAACGAGUUACUCUACGAGUCACUGGUAGCGAUAUGCGAGGAGGUCUAUCGCAGCAUGAUUUGGUCGGCGAGGCUGCUGUCUCUGCACAAUGUGUUCAGUUUGUCAAGACCCAUUAUCCAGAGAGAGUCGGCAAUCCCGUCUUUCCAGCGUCCAGAGCUGUGUUGCUGGUCCGAAAUCCAUACGACGCCUUGGAAAGCUAUUUCAACUUAAUGAUGACCAAUACUCAUACUACGUCGCUCACGGAAGAUCAAAGGCGGGAAAGCAAGAUGAUCUUCGAGGGCAUGGUGGUCAAAGAGGCUUACGUCUGGCGCAUGUUUCAUCAAUAUUGGCUACAUUUGCGACAGCAAAUGCCCGUGCUAUUGAUACGGUAUGAGGAUCUGCUCCGCUUUCCCCAGCAGGUGCUAGAGAGGGUGGUGCAAUUCGUGUUGGAAGUCAACAACAUGUCAUUUUUCAGAACUCGAAUCAAGCAAACGGUCCAAGUACAAGAAGGCCAAAGCGUUGUUGGUGCCUACAAACCAAGGUCCGGUGGAAUUGGAAAGUCGCUACAAAGGUAUCCACCACACUUGCUGAAAAAAGUCAAUUCCAUCGUUGGUGACCUGAUGCAUCAGCUGGGAUAUGGAGAGAUGCUGCAGCAACCUGAUCCAAGCUUGUGGAAGCUGGAGUGCAUUCCAAAUUAUGGCUUCGAGUUUAACUUGCCGGCUACGGCCAACAACGGUACUACCAAGAAAGUAAUGAUCAACGACGGAACAACAAUUCGCGGGCCCAAACUAAGGACCAACUUUGCGGGUGCGCGAAAGCAGAUCAUGAAUCGAUCGGAUCCAUGUGAGAAGGAAAACAAUAGCGCAGCUGGACAACAACAACUUCGAGAUCAGAAAUCAUCAUGAUGCUGGCAUGAGUCGCUUCGGAUAAGCGAGGACAAUCCUGAAGUUAAAAGUGAAUUCGCACGGACAUUCCUGCGCCAAGGUGCUUUCUGUCCGGUCGCUUCCAGCCCUGAGAUAUACCGUAGAGCACUGCGGGGAUAACAUUGCAUCAUGGAGUCACUCUAUAUACCUUUUAACUAUAACCACAUACAACAUGACUGCUCGAGUUUGUCUGGCC